AUGUCGAAAACCGUCGUGAUCCUCGGAGGGUCUAUCGGCGGCCUCCACGUUGCCCACGCGCUUCUCAAGAAGAACAUUAAGGAUACCAAGGUCAUCCUCGUCUCCAAGAACUCGCACUUCUACUGGAACCUGGCCUCCGUCCGCGCCAUCAUCCCGGGCCAGAUCAAGGACGAGCAGCUUUUCCAGCCACUCCAAGCCGCACUGUCUCGGUACCCCACCGAGUCCUGGGAACUCGUGAUCGGCAGCGCAUCCGCGGCGGACUUCGAUGCGAAGACAGUCGAGAUCACACUCCCCGACGGCACAACCCGCACUCUGCCCUACCACCAGCUUGUGCUCGCCACCGGCGCGCGGUCCCCCUCGCCCGACACGCCCUGGAAAGCCCCAGGCACCUACGAGCAGACCCUCGCCAGCCUGCACGACACGGCCGCGCGGGUGGCCAGCGCCCAGCACAUCAUCGUGGGCGGCGCCGGCAGCACGGGCAUCGAAGUGGCGGGCGAGCUGGGCUACGAGUACGGCAAGACCAAGGAGAUCGUCCUGCUCUGCUCGGGCGACAAGGUCGCGGGCGGGAGCGCCCUCGCUGACGCGGCCGCCAACGAGCUGAAGAAGCUCAACGUCACCAUCAAGUACGGCGCACACGUGGCGGAGGCACGUCCGGCGGCGGCGGCGGGUGAGGGCCAGGCUAGCAAGACCGAGGUGGUCCUGGCCAGCGGCGAGACGCUGACCACGGACCUGUACCUGCCCACGACGGGCCUGAUCCCCAACACCGAAUACAUCCCCGCACAGUACCUCGUCGACGGCGCGGUCGUCCGCCCCGUGCAGGUCGACGAGUACCUGCGGGUCCCGGGGACGCAGGAGGUGUGGGCGUGCGGCGACAUCGUGAGCAAGCCGCGCGCGGGCUUCUUCUACACCCAGAAGCAGGCCGUCAGCGUGGCCAAGAAUGUGGAGGCCGCGCUGGCCGGGCUGAAGCCCGCGGUCGCGAAGGGUCCCCCCGUCGAUGUCUUUGCCUGCGCGGUCGGCCGCGACAGGGGCGUCGGCCGGAUCAAUAACUCAAUCAAGAUGCCGAGCUUCGCGGUCUGGGCGGCCAAGGGGCGCACGCUGGCGCUGCCGAUGGUCAAGACCUAUAUUGAUGGGAGUGUUGCUUAA
Chaetomium globosum CBS 148.51 is the source of this 1143-nucleotide messenger RNA. RefSeq lists its product as uncharacterized. Bases 1 to 1143 code for a protein of 380 amino acids. Gene Ontology annotation, molecular function: flavin adenine dinucleotide binding; electron-transferring-flavoprotein dehydrogenase activity. The transcript has 2 exons. Gene Ontology annotation, cellular component: cytoplasm. The record is from RefSeq and is a predicted model, not a curated record. Lineage: Eukaryota; Fungi; Ascomycota; Sordariomycetes; Sordariales; Chaetomiaceae.